This is a messenger RNA of Drosophila eugracilis, 664 nucleotides long. RefSeq names its product DAZ-associated protein 2. Bases 92 to 562 code for a protein of 156 amino acids. The record is from RefSeq and is a predicted model, not a curated record. NCBI's taxonomy places the organism in Eukaryota, Metazoa, Arthropoda, Insecta, Diptera, Drosophilidae. The transcript is spliced from 2 exons.
ACUGACAGCCCAUAGGAGACAACCCUGUUUCUGAGUCAAGAAAAUUAAUAGUAAACAAAGUGCGACAUUUAUUUCUCAACAAGCUAUAAGAAUGUCGAAGCCAUCAAAAUCUGGCACACCAAGUGAUGGAAGUGCACCCGCCUAUGAUUAUCGCAAUUCCGGCGAUGCCAUGGCCAUGCGAGCCCCCCCACCAACGUAUGAAGAAAGUCAGCGAAGUGGAGGGCCAGGGAGCUAUGUAUAUGCACAAGGAGCUCCAACGCCAAUCCAAAAUCAGUACUAUGGCAUGAUCAGUCACCACCAGCAGCAGAUUCCCAUCAAUGGCCAGCCCAACUAUGGGAUGCACCAUGGCAAUGGCUACGGCCUUGCUGGACCCAGUACUUCAGCAGGAGCUGCUGCCGCACAGGUCCUACACUUGGACUCGCGCGCCGAGGUAAGGACGAAUGCUGCUGGAAACGUUGUCAUUCCGCCUCCUCCUCCGGGCUGCAUGCCCACACCAGCUCAGUGGGCUGCCAUGCAAGGUCAGCCAGUGGUUCUGAAACAAAAGAAGCGUUCCUUUUUCUAAUAUGUGUACAUUAGAUACAAAAAUUACUCGAAUGUAUUUCUGUUAGCCCCCUAAAUGUUAUAAAAAUAAAUGAUGCGAUUCAUUUCGUUUUGUCCUCGCGUA